AUGUCCUCUCCCGAAAUCCCCAAGAAGUACAAAGCAGUCAUCUACGACAACCCAGGCUCGAUCAGCACAAAAAUCGUCGAACUCGACACACCCACCCCAGGACCCGGCGAAGUCCUUAUCAACCUCACCCAUUCAGGCGUUUGUCACAGCGACAUGGGCAUCAUGACAAACUCCUGGAAAGCACUCCCUCAUCCCACCCAACCAGGCCAAGUCGGUGGUCACGAGGGCGUAGGCAAAAUCGUUGCCAUGGGUCCUGGCACUGAAAAUGCUGCGGUGAAAGUAGGUCAGAGGGUUGGUGUCAAGUGGAUCAGUGGGAUUUGUGGUGGGUGUCCUGCUUGUUUGAGUGGGCAUGAUGGUGUGUGUUUCAAUCAGAAGGUGUCGGGUUACUAUACGCCAGGUACUUAUCAGCAAUAUGUGCUGGGACCUGCGGAUUACGUUACUCCCAUCCCUGAUGAGCUUGACUCUGCAGCUGCUGCCCCCAUGCUCUGCGCAGGCGUAACAGUCUACUCCGCCUUCCGCAAAUCCACCGCUCAGUCAGGCGAUUUUGUCGUUCUCCUCGGUGCAGGUGGCGGCCUCGGCCACAUUGCCACACAAAUGGGUGCUCGCGGCAUGGGCAUGCGCAUCAUCGGCAUCGACCACGGCAGCAAGAAAGACCUGGUUCUCGAAUCCGGCGCCGAGCACUUCAUCGAUCACACUACCUCCAAAGACGUUGCUGCUGAUGUACAAGCACUGACCGGUGGGCUUGGUGCUCAAGCCGUUUUGGUGUUGACGGCGGCGAAUGGUGCGUAUGCUUCUGGCAUGCAGUUGCUCAAGUUUGGUGGUACGUUGGUUUGUGUGGGGUUGCCUGAGGGUGAGUUGCAGCCUAUUGCUACUUGUUUCCCGCAGGUGAUGGUGGCAAAGGAACAGAGAGUGGUCGGGUCAGCGGUUGGAAACAGGAAGGAGGCUAUCGAGACGCUGGAUUUGGCUGCCAGAGGAAUCAUCAAGACGCAUUUCAGAACUGCAAAGAUGGAGGAUUUGACUGGUAUCUUUGAAGAGAUGGACAAGGGUAAGAUCCAGGGAAGAGUUGUAUUGGACUUGCAGUAG
Molecule: messenger RNA, 1083 nt
Organism: Aureobasidium namibiae CBS 147.97
Lineage: Eukaryota; Fungi; Ascomycota; Dothideomycetes; Dothideales; Saccotheciaceae
Product: GroES-like protein
Exons: 2
Coding region: 1-1083 (360 amino acids)
Molecular function (GO): oxidoreductase activity
Source: RefSeq, a predicted model, not a curated record